AUGAUGGCGAGCGCUGCAGAGGAGAUAUGUCACAGCAGUCCUAGAUCUGAAAAUAAUGCCACGACCGUGCAGUUUAAAAUCACAAGGAAAAACCAGGACAGACCCUGGAAAUUGAGGGUUGUUUACCUGCAGUGCUAUUUCAUAUCCGUUGCAACGAUUCUUGGAACUGGAAUAUUGGGUCUCCCGGUCACUGUCGCACGUGCUGGACUUCUCCCUUUCCUCGUCUCAUUUCUAAUUGGCUUCUUCAUACAAGGUUUGCUCAUUUACCUGUUUGUGGACCUGCUGCAGAGGUGCAGAGCUUCCCAGAUGGAGUCUUUGAAGUCGGCAGAGACGGAGAGAAUUCAGAUGCAAGACGUGUGUUCAGAGGAGCCGUCUGUCACUCAAACAGAAGGCGCGGAGGAGGAAGAGGAGGAGGAAGAAAGCGAAGAGCCUGGUCUGCUGGGCUCUGAUUUGAUAAGGAGGUCAUUAAAAAGAUGGAUUUCUUCGAGCCAGAGAAUGUUCAGCUGCUACCCGCGUGGUUACGUGUGUACUAUAGUAACACCGUUCCAGGACUUCAUUCAUCAUGACAGAGGUUUGCUGCAGAGGGGCGUCGCUGACAAGACCUUGGAGAAGGAGCCGGAACCCAACCUUCACGUCCUGGGCCUCCUCUUCCUCAGCAAGCGCAUGAGCCACGCCUUCAACUUCAUCCUGCUCUUCCAGUUCAUCUCCAUCGGGAUCAGCUACGCUCUGGCGGGCAGUGAGGCCUACGCAGAACUUCUGCAGGUCAGCCACACCUGCGCUAUCCCUGUGUUCACCUGGAUCCUCUCUCUGGGAAUUCUCCUGGCUCAGGUUGUGAUCCAGCCAAUCACGUCCCUGCUCACCCUCCUUAAAGGAGCCAUGUUGAUCGUCACAGUGUCUGUGACAUUUGCUGUGGGCUCAGAAGUUCACCAGCAGAUGACAAAUGACUUCUCCCAGAUAGGAAAGCCUUUCCUGAUGGGCACAGUAGCGCUGGGUGGGAUUGUUAAUGUGAUGCCCUUUCUAUUCUCUGAAAUAUCCAAUAACAGAACCCAGAUCCUGUGGUUCAGACGAGCCGUGCUGGCGGGGCUGGUCACCUGCGCCAUUUUGAAUGUCUUAUGGUGCUGGGCAGUGUUGGAAAUUGUUCCCCAGAUGUCUGUUCAGAAGGUUUUAGAAGAUGGAGUCUGGAAUAAGAGUGCAUCACUACCAGCGUACACACUCACCUACUCCAACAUCUCUCUAGAGCAGUCGGAGAGAGCUGGGGAGAUAGCAACCAUCCCGCUGACACAGAUCAUUACCCAGAAGUACAGUCGCUUCUCCUGGGUGGCGCAAUUGAUCCAGACUUUUAUUGCCAUCAGCUUAACAGUCUCCUUUCUGGUUAUGGGCUCGGCGAUGAAACACACAAUCGACGGGUUGGUGACGGCACACUGGGAUCUGGAGCCAGAGGGUGUGUCAGGAAGCUGGGAGAAGAGUCUACCUCAUUUCCUGCAGGGCUGCAACACCCAGAGAUUAGCCCGUGGAUUUAUGUCUGUUCUGGCAUUUGGGCUCAUUUUCCUGGUCGCAGUCUGUGAUCCGAAGGCAGGGCUUUGUAGUGAUGCUAGACAAAGUGGUGUCUUUCUCCUUAAACACGGAAGUAGGCCUGUUCAUCUUCAUAAUGCUCCAGACGUCCAGGUCUGAGUCUUUCAAACACCUCUCGGUGCCUUUGCCUGUGAGUGAGAGAAUGUUCUGGAUGCACAGGAUUCUGCCCGUCUACUUCCUGUUUGCCGUGGGGUACGACGUUUUCAGCACCCUGACCGAGGUGGCGGAGAGCUGGAUCCAAACGCAGUCCCCGAUUACCAACACCUCCCUGCACUGAGCCCCAAAACCCCAAACCCCUAAAAUCCAACACCUCCCUGCGCUGAGCCCCAAAACCCCAAACCCCAACACCCCACUGCCCUGAGCCCCAAAACCUCAAAACCCAACACCCCACUGCCCUGAGCCCCAAAACCCCAAAACCCAACACCCCACUGCCCUGAGCCCCAAACCCCCAUACUCCCAAACCCAACACCCCAAACCCCCAACACCCCACUGCCCUGAGCCCCAAACCCCCAAACCCCCAUACCCAACACCCCACUGCCCUGAGCCCCAAACCCCCAAUUACCCCCAUACCCAACACCUCCCUGCCCUGAGCCCCAAACCCAAACCCCAAACCCAGACGGGCCCGCGCUGUGUGGCUGGUCACGUCCCUCAUCCCGUACCCCGUUUCUGCACAGCUGGAACAUUCCACAUUAACCCCUUCCUGUCUGACGGUGAAGACUGAUGCAUGACCGUAAAGCUGACGAGCCGUGUGACUGUACUUUCCCACAAUGCACUUGUUCAGGCUGGGGUUCUGGGAAAAACCCCACAAAACAUCACAGAUAAAACUUUUUCAUAUAAAAAAGCAAUAAAUAAAAAAUAAAUUAAAAAAAUUAAUUCAUUUUAACCAUUUCUACUCCCCACUUAGCGUAAGGGCUAGAAUGAAUCAGCAGGAUGUGGAGCCCAAGCCCUCAGACUGUACAGUAUUCCUGAUGAACAUGCUUGCAAUUCAUUUGAAUGAGUGCCAAGUGUUUGAUUAAAUAAUCGUCAAACUCAUAAAAACAAACAAAUGUACCAUGGGCAGAAUCAUUGAAUUUAUGUCUUCCCUGAACUUGUGGUAUUAUAAGGAAUAAAGUAUUCAAUGUGUUUCCA
Anguilla rostrata (American eel) is the source of this 2700-nucleotide messenger RNA. RefSeq lists its product as uncharacterized. The transcript is spliced from 19 exons. Bases 1 to 1671 code for a protein of 556 amino acids. NCBI's taxonomy places the organism in Eukaryota, Metazoa, Chordata, Actinopteri, Anguilliformes, Anguillidae. The record is from RefSeq and is a predicted model, not a curated record.